GAUUUAUUACUGGUUUCCCAGGAGCAGGCUUUUUCUAGGAGCUUUUAUGCUUUGUGGAAUCCAUCCUCUGAGGAACAAAUGUUUUUAUCUUGGAGAGUGCUGGAAUAGCCAGUAACUGUGCGGAAGGAAGUUAGCCCACCAAAAUCCAUUUCCAGGAUAGUUACCUGGGGAAGGACAGCAGCGAUGAAGCACUGUUUUUACAAUGAGACUGUGGGGUUCUUCUACAACAACAGCCGCAAAGAGCUGACCACGUACUGGAGGACGAAGGAUGUCCUGGUGGUUGCCCUGGGCCUGACAGUGAGUGUCAUUGUGCUCCUGACCAACCUGCUGGUCAUCAGCGCUAUCAUCAUCAACCGGCGUUUCCACUACCCCAUCUACUACCUGCUGGGGAACUUGGCAGCUGCCGACCUCUUUGCUGGCAUCGCGUACAUGUUUCUCAUGUUCCACACGGGGCCCAGGACAGCAGAGCUCUCCCUGAAGACCUGGUUCAUCCGUCAGAGCCUGCUGGACACCAGCUUGACAGCCUCUGUGGUGAACCUGCUGGCAAUCGCUGUAGAAAGGCACCAGACUGUUUUCACUAUGCAGUUACACAGCAAAAUGUCCAACCAGCGUGUGAUGAUCCUCAUCUUCUGUAUUUGGGUCACGGCCCUGCUCCUGGGGCUCAUCCCGUCCUAUGGCUGGCACUGCCUCUGUGCCCUGGAGAAGUGCUCCAGCAUGGCACCGCUCUACAGCAGGAGCUACCUGACCUUCUGGGCCAUCUCCAACCUCGUCAUCUUCCUGAUCAUGGUGGUUGUGUACACGCACAUCUUCAUCUAUGUCAAAAGGAAGAUGACACGGAUGUCCAAGCACACUAGCUUCCACCCCCGCUACAAGGAGACCAUGAUCAGCCUUGUCAAGACGGUCACUAUUAUCCUAAGUGCCUUUGUUAUCUGCUGGACUCCAGGACAAGUUGUGCUCCUCCUGGAUGGCUUGGGCUGCAAGAGCUGCAAUGUUCUAGCGGUGGAGAAAUAUGUCCUUUUGCUGGCAGAGAUCAAUUCGUUGAUAAACGCUAUUGUCUACUCUUACAGGGACAACGAGAUGCGUAGCACCUUCCGGAGGAUCCUCUGCUUUGUCUGUUAUAGGAAUUCCAAAUACACCCCCACGGUGGUGAAGUUAAACACCACAGACCGCAGAACACUUUCUCAGAACGGGCACUUUACUGUGGAUUCCUCUAUUUAGCUCUUGAUCAGCGAGACAAGCACGGUGCUGAACAGCGGCCGCUUUCUGAUCAAAAGAGCAGAGGCUAAGAGCAACCUGCUUCUAAAGCAGUUGAGACUUCUUUUAUGUGCUGAAGCAUAAAUAUUUCUAUAGAAUACUUGUCAUCGAUAAAGGACAAGAUGCUUUUAAGAAACUGCUGGAUGGUGCGUUAUUUAGGACAAACAUACUUUGAGUAGUGUUCUUAUUAAAGACUGCUAUUUCUAAUGCAAAGUUGAUUUAAUUUAGCAGCAUCUAGAAGCAUGCUAUGUGCAACAGGAAUCUCACAUGAUCUCUCAACGAGCAAAGUAUUUUCUUGGUACUUCAGUAUUACUGCCUUCAGAAAUAGGCAUUCCAGUGGUAGCGUACUCCAAAGAGCCAAAGCUCUUCAGCUUUAUGUGUUGCCUCCUGAACAGAGCUGCUUAGUGUUUC
Messenger RNA from Gymnogyps californianus (California condor), 1665 nucleotides. RefSeq names its product lysophosphatidic acid receptor 2 (gene LPAR2). The transcript has 4 exons. Lineage: Eukaryota; Metazoa; Chordata; Aves; Accipitriformes; Cathartidae. Gene Ontology annotation, cellular component: membrane. Gene Ontology annotation, biological process: G protein-coupled receptor signaling pathway. The record is from RefSeq and is a predicted model, not a curated record. Gene Ontology annotation, molecular function: lysophosphatidic acid receptor activity. Bases 184 to 1218 code for a protein of 344 amino acids.